Molecule: messenger RNA, 903 nt
Organism: Punctularia strigosozonata HHB-11173 SS5
Lineage: Eukaryota; Fungi; Basidiomycota; Agaricomycetes; Corticiales; Punctulariaceae
Exons: 7
Source: RefSeq, a predicted model, not a curated record
GACAAAAAGCCUUCGUGCGGCUCCCCGAAAAAAGGCCGGAACCUCGUCGUAUGCAUCGACGGAACUGCGAACCAGUUCGGCAUGAAGAACACGAAUGUCGUCGAACUAUACAGCCGCCUCGUCAAAGACGGCGAGCAGCUCGCGUACUACGACAGCGGGAUUGGAACGUACGCCAAGGAGCGCUUCUCGCUGCACUACGUGGCGCAAGUCGUUGAUCACACCAUCGACUUGGCUAUCGCAUGGAACUUCGAGGAGAUAGUCCUGAAAGCCUAUGAAUGGUUGUCAGAGAACUAUCAGGAAGACGAUCGCAUCUUUUUAUUCGGGUUUUCUCGCGGGGCUUAUCAGGCUCGCGUCAUCGCUGGUAUGUUACAGAAGGUUGGCCUCCUCGAGAAAGGAAAUAAUAGGCAGAUCCGCUUCGCAUACGAACUGUAUAGGGCAGCCACAGCUCACGAGAAGAGGGGAUCUGAUGAUAAGCAGCCAACGCAGUCGGACGUCGAGCAGAUAACCAGAAUAAAGAGGCUCCUACGAAAGAUCAUGCGGGAGUCACCCGCCGAUGACCUUGAAAGUCAUCCGAUCACAGUCCAGGAGAAGGAGCGCUCAACCCCUGGUCGUCCCGGCAAGAAAGACAGCCUGUGGGAGAAAUUUCUGAAGAAGUGGAAGGGGAAAGCAUCCUCGGCGGAGGACCUGUGCAAGCACUUCAAGUUGACUUUAUCUCGUCAAAAUGUGAAAGUGCACUUCGUCGGUGCAUGGGACACCGUAUCGUCUGUCGGUGUUGUUAGGAACCGUACUCUUCCAGAAACGACCACUGGGAUGUCACACGUUUGUGCUUUCAGACACGCGCUUGCGUUGGAUGAACGACGCGUGAAAUUUCUGCCCGAGUACGCUAAUGGAGGAGCUGGGCCG